This is a messenger RNA of Myotis lucifugus (little brown bat), 1966 nucleotides long. It is a transcript of the gene SHCBP1, whose product is annotated as SHC binding and spindle associated 1. Gene Ontology annotation, biological process: fibroblast growth factor receptor signaling pathway. NCBI's taxonomy places the organism in Eukaryota, Metazoa, Chordata, Mammalia, Chiroptera, Vespertilionidae. The record is from RefSeq and is a predicted model, not a curated record.
CUGGACCCCAGUUUUACUGUCUGGGUGGGCCGAGCUCCCCAGCGGUUCUCAGGUGCAGCCAAGGUUGAGAAGCCCAGACCUGACGCACCUUCAAGAAAAUACACUUUUAACAGUGACAACAGCAUUGCCCCUCAUUUUCAGAUCCAUCCGUUUCACAGGCCUCAGCUGGACUGUGCAUUCAUCCGUUAGCUCUCCUCUUGCAUCUAGAAGGACUUUGCGUGGACUCGAGAAGGCACAUAAAUUAGUAAUACAUUUAAGUGCUGAUAAGGUUGUCCAACCCGAGGUUCUUUGGUGUUGAUCUCCAGUUCAGCGAGCACGGCUGUUUUCUCUCAGACCUGGGAGGCUUCCGUUUUGAGCGACUCUGACGGCCUCCCCGAGGGACUGUCUGUGAUUCCGUCCCACGUGCUCUGUGAGGAAGGGCCGGGAUUUGCAUCAUUUGUCAUCUUUCGUCCUAUGAAUGUGGUCGUCCUGUAGGUUGUUCGGAGACUAUUUGGGCUACUUCCCUCCCCACCCCACCCGCAGACUGCCCUCUGCGACCCAUUUACUAAGAUUUUGAAUCUAAUGUACGAGAAAAUAUUCCAUGCAGCGGCUCCACUUCCGAGGGACGGGCUCAGCCCUGCCCGCCCCCAGCCCCACGCAGGAAGUGCGUCCCUGGGCCUCUGAGUGCGCGGCCAGCUCAGUGGCCGGAAGUGUCCGCGGGGAGGGGCUCAGCCUGCUUUGCACUUGCAGGCACUACGACAUCCUGGAGGACCGCGUCCCCUCCGGCCUGGUCGCCGACUACCGCAGCCUGCUGGCGCAGUGCGAGGGCGUCUACAGGAGCUUCCUGAACCUGCGGAGCAGCGUGUCGGCCUGCCACGCGGACUCGGAGCAGGAGAACGUCUCCAUGGUGCAGGGGCUGGAGUUGUACUCGGAGCUGGAGCAGCUCAAGCAGAAGCUGAAGCUCAUCGAGAACCCCUUGCUGAGGUACGUGUUCGGUUACCAGAAGAAUUCUAACGUCCAAGCAAAGGGUGCCCGUCCGAGUGGCCAGAAGGUCACGCACAUCGUCUCCUCCACCAUGGUGACCGGGCUGCUGCAGGCCCUGCUCAGGGACCGGCUUUGUCAGGAGCCGGGUGCGGAGGACACGGAGGUCCAGUUCCACAGUGACCCGCUGUCGGCCGUCAGCGCCUGCUAUGAAGGCGACAGGGUGAUCGUCUGUCCUGGCCGCUACGUGGUGCAGGGCGCCAUCUCCAUCGCUGACUCCAUCGAGCUGGAAGGGUACGGGCUGCCCGAUGACAUCGUGAUAGAGAAGCGGGGCAAGGGGGACACCUUCGUGGACUGCUCGGGCGCCGACGUGAGGAUCUCCUGCGUGAAGUUUAUCCAGCACGACGCCGUCGAGGGCAUCUUAGUCAUCCACCGGGGCAGGACCACCGUGGAGAACUGCGUGCUGCAGUGCGAGACCACCGGCGUGACCGUGCGCACCUCCGCGGAGCUCGUCAUGAAGGCCUCGGACCUGUGUGGGGCUAAGGGGGCUGGCGUGGAGAUCUACCCCGGCAGCACGUGCUCCCUGAGCGACAGCGGGAUCCACCACUGCCGCGAGGGCAUCCUCAUCAAGGACUUCUUAGAUGAGCAUUACGACCUUCCCAAAAUCUCCCUGGUGAACAACAUCAUACACAACAACGAGGGCUACGGCGUCGUCUUGGUGAAGCCUAGAAUCUUCUCUGACCUGCAAGAACACGCCCAGGGCGGAGCCGAAGGUACGCCCACCAGUGCCCCCGAGUGCCUCCUGCCCACCGUCUUUCUGGGCAGCAGAGCUGAGCUGACUCAGUGGGACGUGCAUGGAGUUCAGGCCCCGACCCGAUGCUGCGGUUCUGUCGUGAGAAGGGUGGCCCUUGGCCUGGUGGGGAGGCCUCUUCCUCCCGCCGCUGCCGGGAGUUCUGUGUCCUCAGGGUUCUGUAGGUCAGAAUGUAGGGGUGUGGCCCAGGGUUCU